AUGGUUUUGUAUUUCCUUAUUAGAAAGAUCAUUAAACCGAAGCCAGCUACCUCGCCCACAGCGCCUCCGCCCGGGAUCAGCAUCCCCGAUGGCGUGGAAGUGUUGUACUUCAAGCUGAACCAGGAACAGUUCAACACGAGAGUCAAGCGAGCCAUCCUGCACGUGUGGCUCAAACCCAUCACGUCGGAGUUAGAUCGCAUCGUGCCAAUUUCAGUGUUCAAGGUGGCGAGGGCUCGGCCUGAAGACCCAGAGGACUCCAUCAAACUCCAAGCGCCGUUGCUGGAGAUCCACACGGAAGAGAGCAGAAGGAACCGCAACAGAAGGAACUCCAUCCGAAACCAGUGCACUACCAGCCAGAUCGAGUCCCGCUGCUGUCGGUAUCCACUCCUCGUCAAUUUUGUUGAGUUAGGAUGGGACUUCAUUGUUGCUCCUAAGGUAUAUGAAGCUAACUUUUGCAAUGGCGAGUGCCCUUAUUUAUAUGCCCACAAGUAUGCCCACAGUGCAUUGAUUCAGAAGAUGAAUAGCACCAGCGCCAAGCACGGCCCGUGCUGUGGUGCGCGCAAGCUCUCUCCGAUGAAGAUGCUGUAUUACGAUCAUGAUCAUAAAAUCAAAUUUGAUACCAUCCAAGACAUGGUAGUAGAUCGUUGCGGAUGUUCUUAAUCUAUUAUCCAUGCUGUCCUGCAGGUCGCUUUAAUAUGUUAGUUUUUUUCGAAACUGCCAGCAAAAACAUAUAAGAAAAAUAAAAAAAAGGUCGACAGGGAGAGAAAUAAGUGUUAUUCAAACAUACAGUUAAUAUCAUUACUAAAUGGCACCCUAAUCAACGUAUUUUGUAAUCUUGAUAAUUUCAACAGAACAUAAUCAUCGACGCCUGACAAUAAUGUUUUAAAGUUUACCAGUAUGACAUUAUGACAGAAACAAUGCCGAUGAUGAUUGUUGUAAUAGGAAAUGACAAUAACAAAUUUCUCAAAUGGAUAAUCGCCAUCAAACGUAGUCCGUAGAGUCCAGGUUGCACACAGAUGCUGAAGAGUUACGCUUUUUAAACUAGUAAAUUUAUUUCUGGAAGAAAAAUGGUUAGUUAUUCAACAGGCGUAUGACAUUAAGACACUGGGUAUCACAAUAAAUAAACUUAAACACUGAUUUCAGUAAAGACAGAAAUAUAAUAGUGCUAUGUAUAUUACAUGAACAUUAAGAGGACCAAAGCAAGCCCUAUAAUAUGUACUUCUUUGAUAAGGGCCAAUAAUACCACGCAGGAAAAUAUAAGAAUAUGCAUCAACUCCACCCUUCAAAAUGCUAUCAAGGUAGAAUCUUAGAUUUCAGAAAUAGAGAAGGGAAAACCGGAAGCGUUAUAUUCAUUAACUGGUGGAGUUUUAACAAAAAAUUGGGAGUUGUAUGACUGUAAAGAGAUUUAUUGAAGAUAACAUAACCCUAUUGGUGAUGGGACCACAUGGACCGCUGGAAUAUCGGGACCACUUGAACCAACAGGGUAAUGGGACCACUUAAGAGUUCGGCAACCAUAGUAUUGCAAUCUUAGAGAAUUGCGGGGUCACGCGGAACUCCUUUAGGUAAACACCAAAAAUCCCUUGAAAUUCCAAAGGAAAAUAUUGAAAUCCAUCAUUGAACGUAAUGGACAUCAGUUAACUGAAAGCUGCCAAGUAUUCAGCAGCUCUGUUUAUCACAAUGUUGAAAUGUACUUAUCUAUGCGCAAAAUGUCUCUACACUUACGAUGUGGUGAAAAAGAAUCAGAAUCAUCCAUCGUAAGAGGGAAUAUUGCGUUAAUCUCGCUCGCUCGUUAUGUGUUAUACUAACUAGAAGAAAUAUGUUUACUAUUGUUUCCAGUAUGAUUUAUCAUUCAUAAAUAUAUACGUACAUAUAUGAAUAUGUACAUAUACGGAUAUAUGUAUAUGUACUGUGUGCGUGUGUGUAUGUGUGUGUAUG
This is a messenger RNA of Penaeus vannamei (Pacific white shrimp), 1935 nucleotides long. NCBI's taxonomy places the organism in Eukaryota, Metazoa, Arthropoda, Malacostraca, Decapoda, Penaeidae. The record is from RefSeq and is a predicted model, not a curated record.